AUGCACAUUACCAUAGGGUCCAGGAAGUGUGGCAACUCAGGAGACAGUGUGCAUGAAGCAGCAGGAACUUUCUAUUUACCCAAGACCUUUCUAAUUUGUUAUUUAUUUAUUUACAGUUCUACGGAAGAGCAGUUUCAUUGGCAAACACAAGAUGGUCAGAAGGACAUUGAAGAUGAGCUCACAACUGGUCUUGAGCUGGUGGACUCCUGUAUUAGAUCACUGCAAGAAUCAGGAAUACUUGAUCCACAGGACUAUUCAGCUAGUGAAAGGCCCAGCCUCCUAUCCCAGAGUGCACUUCAGCUCAAUUCCAAACCUGAAGGGUCUUUCCAGUAUUCAGCCAGCUACCAUAGCAACCAGACCCUUGCCCUGGGUGAAACAGCGGCAUCACAGCUCCCUGCCCGCAGCAGUCAAGCCCGAGCUGCCAUUCAGAGCUACAGCCAGGGCACAACUAGUCGAGCAACCCAUUUAGCUGGAUCUGAACCCUCUCAAUCACAUGCUGCCUCUCAGUCAAGAGAGUCCUUUGUGCCAAGCCAUGGGAGCGCGUUCCAUUUGCCUGAUUCCCAGCAUUCUUCGACACUUUAUUACUCCAGCUCCACUCUGCCAGCCCAGAGAGUGAGCUCUCCACUGUCCAUGCAGCAGGUGGGCUCUCCAACCAAGCUCCAGCGGGUGGGAUCAGCAUCGGAGAGCGCUGGAUACAGCACCACACAGCGGGUUUCCUCUCCCAAGCAGUCUCCAAGCCGCCUAGCUAAGUCUUACAGCACCAGCUCGCCAAUCAAUAUUGUUGUGUCUUCAGCUGGACUUUCUCCGUCCCCAAUUCGUGUGACCUCUCCACCCACCAUACAGUCUAAUAUUUCCUCCUCUCCUAUACAUCAGCUAAGCUCCACCAUUGGCACUUAUGCUACUCUGUCUCCUACAAAACGGCUGGUCCAUACUUCAGAUCAGUACAGCAAGCAUUCCCAGGAACUGUAUGCCACUGCUACCCUACAGAGACCUGGCUCCCUAGCAGCUGGGUCUCGGGCAUCUUACAGCAGCCAGCACAGCCACCUUGGCUCCGAGUUAAGGGCGCUGCAGUCUCCAGAGCACCAUAUAGAUCCUAUUUACGAAGACAGAGUGUAUCAGAAGCCCCCUAUGAGGAGUCUCAGCCAGAGUCAGGGGGACCCUCUGCAACCAGCACAUACAGGCACAUAUCGCACUAGCACAGCCCCAUCUUCCCCUGGUGUCGACUCCGUACCCUUACAGCGCACAGGCAGUCAGCACGGCACUCAAAACGCAACAUCGACCUUCCAGAGGGCCAGCUAUGCUGCAGGCCCAGCCUCCAAUUACGCAGAUCCCUACCGACAGCUGCAGUAUUGUCCUUCUGUUGAAUCACCAUACAGCAAAUCUGGGCCAGCCAUCCCACCUGAGGGGACCUUGGCUAGGUCACCUUCCAUUGAUAGCAUUCAAAAAGAUCCCAGGGAGUUUGGAUGGAGGGAUCCUGAACUUCCAGAAGUUAUACAGAUGUUACAGCAUCAGUUCCCCUCGGUACAGUCCAAUGCUGCAGCCUACUUGCAGCAUCUCUGUUUUGGAGACAAUAAAAUAAAAGCAGAGAUAAGAAGACAAGGAGGAAUACAGUUACUGGUGGACCUACUGGACCAUCGAAUGACAGAAGUCCACCGUAGUGCCUGUGGUGCGUUGAGAAAUUUGGUGUAUGGGAAAGCCAACGAUGACAACAAAAUUGCCCUGAAAAACUGUGGUGGCAUCCCAGCAUUAGUACGGUUACUCCGCAAGACUACAGAUCUGGAAAUCAGAGAGCUGGUCACAGGAGUUCUCUGGAAUCUCUCCUCUUGCGAUGCACUGAAAAUGCCAAUCAUCCAGGAUGCCCUUGUAGUGUUGACCAAUGCAGUGAUCAUCCCUCACUCUGGAUGGGAAAACUCGCCACUUCAGGAUGAUCAUAAAAUACAGCUCCAUUCAUCACAGGUGCUGCGUAAUGCCACUGGGUGCCUAAGGAAUGUCAGCUCUGCUGGAGAGGAGGCCCGCAGGAGAAUGAGGGAGUGUGAUGGACUUACUGAUGCAUUGCUGUAUGUGAUUCAGUCUGCUCUGGGGAGCAGUGAAAUUGAUAGCAAGACCGUUGAAAACUGUGUGUGCAUUUUGAGGAACCUCUCAUACAGGCUCGCUGCAGAAACAUCUCAGGGACAGCAGAUGGGAACAGAUGAACUUGAUGGAUUACUGUGUGGUGAUGCCAAUGGCAAGGAUGCAGAGAGUUCUGGGUGUUGGGGCAAGAAGAAGAAGAAAAAGAAAUCCCAAGAUCAGUGGGACGGAGUAGGACCUCUCCCAGACUGUGCAGAACCACCAAAAGGAAUCCAGAUGCUGUGGCACCCUUCAAUAGUCAAACCCUACCUCACACUUCUCUCCGAGUGCUCAAAUCCAGACACACUGGAAGGUGCAGCAGGUGCAUUGCAGAACUUGGCUGCAGGGAGCUGGAAGUGGUCAGUGUAUAUCCGUGCUGCUGUCCGCAAAGAGAAAGGCCUGCCGAUCCUGGUGGAACUGCUUCGAAUAGACAACGACCGGGUGGUAUGUGCAGUUGCUACAGCUUUACGAAACAUGGCCUUAGAUGUCAGAAAUAAGGAGCUAAUAGGCAAGUAUGCUAUGCGGGACCUGGUCCAUCGACUUCCUGGUGGGAACAACAGCAACAGCUCAGCAAGCAAGGCCAUGUCCGAUGACACCGUUACUGCCAUUUGCUGCACUCUGCAUGAAGUCAUCACAAAAAACAUGGAGAACGCCAAGGCCUUACGGGACGCAGGAGGCAUUGAGAAACUGGUUGGCAUUUCCAAGAGCAAAGGAGACAAGCACUCACCAAAAGUGGUGAAAGCAGCAUCUCAGGUCCUAAAUAGCAUGUGGCAGUACAGAGACCUGAGAAGUCUCUACAAGAAGGAUGGAUGGUCACAGUAUCACUUUGUAGCCUCAUCUUCAACAAUAGAGAGGGAUCGGCAAAGACCAUACUCUUCAUCACGUACACCCUCCAUCUCUCCUGUGCGCAUGUCUCCUAACAAUCGCUCAGCAAGUGCCCCUGCCUCACCUCGGGAAAUGAUCAAUUUAAAAGAAAGGAAAACAGACUAUGAAUCAACUGGAACAAAUGCCACUUACCAUGGAAAUAAAGGAGAACACACUUCCAGGAAAGACACCAUGACAGCUCAAAACACUGGAAUCUCAACUUUAUACAGGAAUUCCUAUGGUGCACCUGCUGAAGAUAUCAAACACAACCAGGUCUCAACACAGCCAGUUCCACAGGAGCCCAAUAGAAAAGAUUAUGAACCAUAUCAGCCGUUUCAGAAUUCGACAAGAAACUAUGAUGAGUCCUUCUUUGAGGACCAAGUGCAUCAUCGCCCCCCUGCAAGUGAAUAUAACAUGCACCUGGGACUAAAGUCAACCGGCAACUACGUCGACUUCUAUUCAGCUGCUCGUCCCUACAGUGAACUUAACUAUGAAACAAGCCACUAUCCAGCCUCUCCAGAUUCCUGGGUUUGAGGCUUGGGCAAGAUACAGAAGCUCCAGGAACUGUGCAUGUGCAUGCAUACCACAAGACAUUUUUUUCCUGCAAAUUUAGUUUGUUAAAGCCUGUUCCAUAGGAAGGCCCUGAUAACCAGUAUGGAAAAUUUAAGAGAUUUUAGAAGGCUAAAAGAAAUGCAAGUUAAAUAUGGAAGUAAUUAGAAAGAAAUAUAUAUAUACAAAUAUAUAUUACAGUGUGGGACAACUUUACUGUUGGCCUAUAGAGUCUAAAAUAACAGUGCUGUGUACUGAAUGUGGCUGAAGGAAGGAGGGAGAAUAUGACAGUGGAUGUGGGUCAAGAGUUAAGCACAAGAAACUGAGCAGCUUAUGUACUUUAUGGGGAACAGCUUCUCACACUUUGUUUAAUAUCCUCGUUCAUUGUGAAUCUAGGCUUCAAGUUGCAUUUGGGGUUUCCUCUGUACAGCAAGAUGUUUCUUGCCUUUUGUUAAUGCAUUGUUGUAAAGUAUUUGAUGUACAUUACAGAUAAAAAAACAAGUGCAUUGUGUAUAUUACACCAAUGCCACAGUGUUUCUUCAUCUAUGGUUCUAAAUAUUGCUUCAAUUUCAAAAUUUUGGAAGAUGUAUGAAUUUCCAGGGUUUUUCUUGUUUUCUUUUCCCCAGUGCGUUUUAACAAAAAAGGAAUAUUUAGCAGUAUUGUUCGUUCUGAUAUGUGAAUUUGUUUGUGGCAACUAAAAAAAAGGCAUUCAGCAGUUUCUGACAAUUAACAUUCAUCAUUCCACACUCCUU
Messenger RNA from Alligator sinensis (Chinese alligator), 4271 nucleotides. RefSeq names its product catenin delta 2 (gene CTNND2). The transcript has 20 exons. Gene Ontology annotation, molecular function: cadherin binding. Gene Ontology annotation, biological process: dendritic spine morphogenesis; cell-cell junction assembly; cell-cell adhesion. Gene Ontology annotation, cellular component: adherens junction; cytoplasm; plasma membrane. The record is from RefSeq and is a predicted model, not a curated record. Bases 1 to 3504 code for a protein of 1167 amino acids. Lineage: Eukaryota; Metazoa; Chordata; Crocodylia; Alligatoridae.